Alternaria rosae is the source of this 1640-nucleotide messenger RNA. Its product is annotated as ATP-dependent RNA helicase fal1. The record is from RefSeq and is a predicted model, not a curated record. NCBI's taxonomy places the organism in Eukaryota, Fungi, Ascomycota, Dothideomycetes, Pleosporales, Pleosporaceae. Gene Ontology annotation, cellular component: catalytic step 2 spliceosome; nucleolus. The transcript has 3 exons. The coding region runs from base 57 to 1256 and encodes 399 amino acids. Gene Ontology annotation, molecular function: RNA helicase activity; mRNA binding; ATP binding.
CGCGAACGACUCGAAAACUACCAAUUACCCAUACCAACCCUGACUUCACAUUCAAGAUGGCGGACGGAAUCGACCGAAAUGCAGACGAAAAGAUCGAGUUCUCCACCUCCAAGGAGGUCACGGUCGCGCCGACCUUCGAGGCCAUGCACCUGAAGGAGAACUUGCUACGCGGUAUCUACGCCUACGGAUACGAGUCGCCUUCAGCUGUGCAGUCGCGCGCUAUCGUCCAGAUCUGCAAGGGUCGCGACACCAUCGCUCAGGCGCAGUCCGGAACAGGAAAGACUGCGACUUUCUCCAUCUCCAUCCUCCAGGUCAUCGACACGGCUGUGCGCGAGACACAGGCACUCGUACUGUCACCUACUCGGGAACUUGCGACCCAGAUCCAGCAGGUUAUCAUGGGUCUCGGCGAUUACAUGAAUGUGCAAUGCCAUCCUUGCGUCGGAGGAACAAACGUCGGCGAAGAUAUCCGCAAGCUCGACUACGGCCAGCACGUUGUCUCUGGAACUCCAGGACGCGUAGCUGAUAUGAUUCGCCGCCGCAACCUCCGCACACGCAACAUCAAGAUGCUCGUUCUCGAUGAAGCCGACGAGCUCCUCAACCGAGGUUUCCGCGAGCAAAUCUACGAUGUCUACCGCUACCUUCCACCUGCGACCCAAGUCGUUGUCGUUUCAGCCACCCUCCCAUACGAUGUACUCGAGAUGACGACUAAAUUCAUGACGGACCCCGUGCGCAUUUUGGUUAAGCGCGACGAAUUGACGCUAGAGGGCCUCAAGCAAUACUUCAUCGCUAUCGAGAAGGAAGAGUGGAAAUUCGACACCCUGUGCGAUCUCUACGACACACUCACCAUCACACAAGCAGUCAUCUUCUGCAACACGCGCCGCAAGGUUGACUGGCUGACGGACAAGAUGCGCGAUGCCAACUUCACUGUAUCCUCCAUGCACGGAGAGAUGCCCCAGAAGGAGCGAGACAGCAUUAUGGCCGACUUCCGUCAGGCAAACUCUCGCGUGCUCAUCUCGACCGAUGUGUGGGCGCGUGGUAUUGACGUGCAACAAGUGUCGCUAGUCAUCAACUACGAUCUACCAUCGAACCGUGAGAACUAUAUCCACAGGAUUGGUCGAAGCGGACGAUUCGGACGCAAGGGUGUGGCUAUCAACUUCGUCACUCAAGAUGACGUUCGCAUCCUCCGUGACAUUGAGUUGUACUACUCUACCCAGAUCGACGAGAUGCCCAUGAACGUUGCGGACCUCCUCGCGUAGAAUUUCGAGCGAAAUGUAGACGCACUGCAUGCGAUCGAGCACAGGGCACAGCAGAUAUUCACGCUCACCGUACCAAAGUCACAGAGACUCUCACUCAAGGGACACGACCCGCUUCGGCGGCGAAUUGGAAGUGGAGGAAGGGGCUCUUUAGCCGAACAGUAAGCCUACCUCUGUCGCGAGGCUUCUGUUGCCCUGGCUAACUCUGCGACUCUGACCAGAACGAAAUUGUAAUCAAUACCCAUAACGUACUCACCAUUUAUGAGACCGAUGGCCAGCCGAUGAGUUUUGGGGGCGGUAUCAUCUCGAUAUUGGAGCUGUUCCGACUAUCGCUUUCGUGACAUAAUGAUUCGCAGUUUGCGAUAGAUUCCUGACAUACAGUCCCGA